AUGAGGCCGUGGAUGAGCAAGUCGCUUAGCUUUGGAAUUUUAGGGCUCUUUCUGGUGGCCCUCGGCAACUCCCUCUGCUUCCUAUGGCCGACAAUUUUUGAUCAGAUUCUUCGAAAAGAAUUGGCCCUCUCACCGACUUCUAAGAGUUUCCAGGUAUGGAAGGACACCAGCAACAUACCGCCAAGAUUUAUGAAAAUAUAUUUCUUUAACUGGACCAAUCCGGAGGAAUUAAACCUAAAGAAACCGCAAUUCACUCAAGUUGGUCCUUACUACUUUAAGGAAGUAAGGAAAAAGGACUCCAUCAAGUUUAAUCAUGAGAACAACACUGUCAGCUAUAGGCAACGACGAUUAUGGUACUUCGAUGAGAAGCAGAGCAAUGGGAGUCUUAGCGACAUUAUUACCAAUUUGGAUGUCGUCGUUGCGUCAGGAGUGUACGCAAUUCGAUACUGGAAUGUCGAUUCGCAGAAAGCAGUGUCCUUCCUCUUGAGGAGUAUCAGACGACGGCAUUACACUAGUAAAACAGUAAAUGAACUGCUGUUUGCAGGCUACAGUGACAACCUGCUCACCAUGAGCAAAGUUGGGCCGGUGAAUGAUGUUCCGCCUUUCGAUCGUUUCGGCUGGUUUUACAUGAGGAACGGCAGCUACGACAUGGACGGGCACUUAAAUGUGGAAACGGGUGAGAAUGACAUCAGCCAGUUGGGAAUCUUGAGAAAGUGGAACUAUAGAGAUACGUUGAAAUUCUACAAGAGUCCUUGUAACAUUAUUGAAGGCAGCGCGGGAGAAUUUUGGCCACCCGGCAGAACAAAAGAUGAGAUUACUUUGUUCAGCGUAGACGUAUGCCGUCCAUUAAUCUAUGAAUACGAGGGAACGGUUUCUCAUUUCGGCAUCGAGGGUUAUCGAUAUAUCAUCGAUAAGAAGACUCUCGGUAACAACACGAGACGACGUUAUCCUCACGAGCAGGCGAAAUUUUUCGAGCCGACCACGACAACCGAGAACGUCUGCGCAGCGGAGCAUUUGUCCGAGAUGGGAUUCAGCACGACCACCGAAAGCGUGGCUUCCGACAACGGUCGCUCGUCCGAAAAGAGCUCGGACGAGUACUCGGACGACGAUCCGGAUGUCAUUAACUUGGGUCAUUGUUUCUGCGGUGGCGAUUGUACGCCGUUGGGUUUAAUAAACGUGUCCGCGUGUCGUUUCGGUGCGCCGGUCUUCAUAAGUCUACCUCAUUUCUACAAGGCUGAUCCCGUGCUUCUCGACCAAGUCGAGGGACUCAAGCCCAACGAGAAGGAUCACAGCUUCUCCAUCACCCUCGAACCCACGACGGGAAUUCCUCUAGAUGUAUCGGCUAGAUUCCAAAUUAAUGUCCUUAUCCAGCCAUCGGAGAUUGUGACGAUGUUUAACAAUGUGCCUAAGAUCUACAUCCCGAUAUUUUGGUCCGAGUUGAAGGUAGAAGUUAACGAGGAGAUGGCAUCAAAUUUAAGUAUGUUACUAGCAUUUUCAAUCGUGAUGCUAAGUAUAGGCAAAAUUAUGAUAACUAUCGGAUGCUUAAUCGGUGCCGUAACGUUCCUUUAUUUCAAGAAGAAACAACAUGUACCUCCAGCGGAUACCGCGUCGGAAAAAGCAGUAGAUGAAUCGCCUGACAAGAAGACGGAAAUGGUGAUGGAUAAGACGAGUACCAAUUAAGACCCCAACGUCAGAGGCGAUCGCCGUUUGUACGCAAAACUCUACUGAAUGUCUCUCUGCAGACAGAACUUCGUCUCUGGAAUAAAUGGUGUGAAGAAGUGUGCAAUUGUGGAGCAAGUAUUGGAUAACAUAAUGUGUUAAUAUAUAUUAUUAA
This is a messenger RNA of Temnothorax curvispinosus, 1834 nucleotides long. Its product is annotated as protein croquemort-like. The transcript has 9 exons. Gene Ontology annotation, molecular function: scavenger receptor activity. The record is from RefSeq and is a predicted model, not a curated record. Bases 1 to 1680 code for a protein of 559 amino acids. NCBI's taxonomy places the organism in Eukaryota, Metazoa, Arthropoda, Insecta, Hymenoptera, Formicidae. Gene Ontology annotation, cellular component: cytoplasm; membrane.